Racocetra fulgida is the source of this 539-nucleotide messenger RNA. The record is from the annotation of a GenBank genome assembly. Lineage: Eukaryota; Fungi; Glomeromycota; Glomeromycetes; Diversisporales; Gigasporaceae.
AUAAGAAAAAAAAGAAGGAAGAAAAGAAAGUUAAAAAAAAAAGAGAAAAAAAAGAAAGACGAAAAGCGAAAGGGCGAAAGAAAGAAGCGGUGAAAAAAGAAAAGAAUAAGAAAAGAAAAAGCAAAGAAAAUAAUGAAAAAGAAAAUGAGCAAGAAAAAAAAAAAGAAAAAAAGAAGAGAGAAAAGAAAGAGAGAAAAAAAAAAAGGAGCAAAAAAAAGAAAGACAAAAAAGCGAAAGGGCGAAAGAAAGAAGGGGAGCAAAGAAAUAAUGAGCAAGAAAAAAAAAACGAAAAAAAAAACGGGGAUGAAAGGGCAAAAGACGAAAAGAGAAGAAAAAAAAAAGAAAAAAAAGAAAGGGAGAAAAAAAAAAAAAGCAAAAAAAGAAAGACGAAAAAGCGAAAGGGCAAAAAAAAGAAGGGCAAAGAAAAUAAAAAAGAAAAUGAGCAAGAAAAAAAAGACGAAAAAAAAACGGGGAUGAAAGGAAAAAAGACGAAAAGAGAAGAAAAAAAAAAAGGAGAAAAGAAAGACAGAAAAAAAAAA